CUUGGCUUGGAGUUGGCUUGUUGGUAGUUUGCUCGUUGGGAGCUCUGGAAAACCAUCGCGAAAUGCUUCAGUUAUAAAUGGAGUCUGGCCGCGGUGCAGUGCGGAAUCUUCGGUCGCGGACUUGUUCUCAACGUGGUUUAUGAUACCUUGCGCGGAUCAGCGACGCAUAGAGUACCUAAGUGAAUGCCCUGGUACAGUUCUAAGAUGUCUUUAUCUCGUUAUGACUGAGUGAUUCCGCGCAACGCCUGGUUAGCACCGCCAGCGGAUUUGGAGCAAUCUGUGUCGUCGAUUGUAUCAUUUACUCGUCAAGUGGUUCAAGAAGUGUUACAGAAUGGAUAGUUCAGUGAGGAGCUGCUAACGGCGCGGAGCUCCGACGAGUGUGAGAGAAAGCAGCUGUGACGAGCCUCUCGAGUGACCGCGGAGUAUCGGAUCGCCGCCCGUUAAAUAUUUUAAUUGCCAGAGCACAUAUACAUAUAUUAUGAAUGGUUAAAUUUCUCCGGCCGUGAACGAAAACGAAAUGACCAGAUUUCGGCGAAUUCUGCAGACGGACGCCUUUCUUCGGAUAGUCUUGACCUUUAUCUUGACCGUCUUCUUGGCGGCAUCCGGAUACCAUGUGCGUGCGGCCAACGACCGGUUUUCUUCAGCUGACAAAAAGCUAGUUGAUAGCUUAGUGAAGCAAUGGGCGCCAUUGGUAUGGCUUGCGCCAGGAGAAAAGUUUUUACCACUCGAUGUCAAUGAAUUUCUAGAUAACGUUCAUGUACAUCACGAGCAGCCAACCGAUCCGCAAAUUGAGGACGAUAUCGAAUGGGAACUGCACAAUACUAUAAGUAGUCGGAUAAUAUAUACAGCACAAGACGAAGAGGACCAAGAAGCAGACACUAACAGGCAGAGAAGGACUUCGAAUAGUUUCUCACCAAAUAGUGACUUAUUCGAUCAACUCCCUUUAGGAUCUUCUUCAAAAAGAUCGUAUUUAGUGACGAACGGUAACAUAGAUGAUUUGCUGCACAAUGAAAGCUCUUUUCUCUACGGGAAAGACCCAAACAAGUUUGGAGUGCCAAUCUAUGCCGUUGUUAAUGUUUGUAGUGGUAUGAAGACAGUUGUGGAGAAGAAACAAAAAGAUGAUCAGAAAAAAGUCCACCAACCCCCGCAACAUCAGCAGCAAUUUAUACCGAUUUCGCUAGCUGGUGACAAAGUCAGCUUUUCUAAUAGUCCUGUGCCUGUCGAGCUUAACAAAACACACCAUAUGGAAGCUAGGAUCAAACGGGAGACGGAUCUGAAAUCAGCAAAUAAUUCAAAUAAGGAAAUUACUAGUGAGUUCAUAGCAAAUUUAGCAGAUAACGUGAAGUUCACUCUGGACGACAUCGAAGAUCGGGUCAUAGUCAAUCAAGUCGAUUUUGAGAAAACUCAGACCAAGUUUCCGAGUUUCCAUGUGACUUAUUGGAUGUUUUACCCAUACAGUCAGGGAAAGACAAUGUGCACUAUGAGUCUUGGGCCCUUGGGCAGAAUUCCCAUUCCUCUAAUAUUUGGUAUGUGUAUGGGAUCAAAAAAAGACUUUGGCAGUCACGUGGGUGAUUGGGAGCACAUGAGUCUAUUUUUCAAAGGAUCUCUGCAUCCAGACGCCAUGUACGUUUCAGCGCAUGAUGCAGGAGCUUAUUAUUCGUACAAUCAGUUGACUGAGACUUUUGAAUUUCGGAGCCAGGAGACCCGAAAAGGAAUACUUCAGCGUCCUAAUUUCCCCAAAACAGUGAUAACUUCUUCUAAUCAUCCAGUCCUGUUCGCGGCUAUGGGAUCCCAUGGGUUGUGGACAGCACCUGGGAAGCACCGAUUUGUUCGCGUGCCGCGUCUGUACGAUGUCAAUGGAUUCGGAACUCCUUGGUAUACUUGGAAGAUUGUAGACAUCACUUACGAAAAUUUGCGAUCACAAAGAUCACUUCCGCCGAAAUGGUUUCGGUUCAAGGGAAAGUGGGGAAAUCCAAAGAGCAAAUGCCAUCCCUUACGGCGGAUUGGGCUUAAUUUCUGCGAACACACGGACGGUCCUACAGGAAUACCUCUCAAACAAGCUCACUUUCAAUGUAGUUUAUAAGUCACUUGUUAUGUUUGUUCAUUUUGAAUGCAUGUUAUUUAUUUAUUCAUCAAGAAAGUGCGCGCUUAUUGUUAUUCAA
Hermetia illucens (black soldier fly) is the source of this 2162-nucleotide messenger RNA. RefSeq lists its product as uncharacterized. Lineage: Eukaryota; Metazoa; Arthropoda; Insecta; Diptera; Stratiomyidae. The coding region runs from base 518 to 2083 and encodes 521 amino acids. The transcript has 7 exons. The record is from RefSeq and is a predicted model, not a curated record.